AUGGACCAGGGAUCAGAGCGCAGUACGUUCGACAGGUAUCUCAAAGCCACCCAUGCGAGCCAUGCACUAUUGCAGCCGGAUGGGCGGUAUAACAAUAUUCCAAUGGCACUGGCGACUCUGCUCUUCCUGGGCGGAACAGCGGCCCAGAUAGAUGCCGCGUUUAAUUCGAUGAAGGGUACCGUAGCGUCGUGGGAAGCUUCUCCGCGAAGUAUCUCAGACGAGGAGGACCGGUCACGCUUUCUCGGCGAUAUAAGAUUUCAGGUGGCCUUUAAAGCAUAUUUCGGCAUGGAGAUCACCAAGCUGGGCAACAGCAAGUCUCUCGUAAUUUCUCAGGUCUUUGGCACGUCGAAACCGCUCCUGUAUGGGCUCUUUGCCGGCGUGGGACGGCCGCUAGCAUUGCUGAGCGACAGCAUCGAGCUGCGGACAGCGCUGCUCGUGAUACAAGCCCUCACCCUGUCAGCCGUCGACUGGAUGGACUCGAUGUACGAGCUCAUGACGCAUCCCAGCCUAUCUGUCCCUCUGUUGGAGCAUCUGUCGCCGGAAGAUAUCCUCAGCCGAGUUGCCCACGACGGCCGCUUCAGCGGCAUCAUGCGAGGCUUUGGGCCCAGCUUUCAGGCGUUACCGUGCAUCUUUGCGAACGCAAACGCCAAGCUAGCCCUGGUUGAGUACGUCCGAAUGCUCGACGUCAGCAACCUGCCGCUACUGCGGCCUGUGUUGGACGUCAGACUGCUGGAAUUGGAUGAUGCCCCUGAUGAGGAGACGGGGUGGGAGAUGAUUCGACAAGAUUUUCUCGUGUUUGCCCCGUUUUCGGGCAAAUACAGAGAUAUCGAGUUCUUGAGGGCUUUGCGGAGCUUGUGGGAGCUGUAA
This is a messenger RNA of Thermochaetoides thermophila DSM 1495, 867 nucleotides long. RefSeq lists its product as uncharacterized. The record is from RefSeq and is a predicted model, not a curated record. The transcript is spliced from 4 exons. NCBI's taxonomy places the organism in Eukaryota, Fungi, Ascomycota, Sordariomycetes, Sordariales, Chaetomiaceae. Bases 1 to 867 code for a protein of 288 amino acids. Gene Ontology annotation, molecular function: oxidoreductase activity.